AUGACUGGCGCAGGCGGCGCAAGCACGGUCCAUCGCUCAGGGGGAAACACGACUGCUGUGGAGAACAUUGUCGCUGUGUUUGGGGCAGGUCUAAGGACACCCCGUGGUAACGCGCUUGGGCAACCUGCCCCUCGGAUGGUCUGUUCCUCGAACAUGCCAUGCGAAGCACAUGCUGCGGCGUCGCCGACAGCAGCUGGAACUCUGGAGCUGCAACCACAAGAAUUUGAUGGUGUUCAGUAUCUGCGGAUCGAAAAGGUGGAAAAAUUGUGCGAGGAGUUCCUAUUGCAGCAGCACAUCUGGAUGCUCUUCUUUCUUGAACAACAGAUGAAACUCCUUGGGAGUGUAAAUGAAGAAGCAAGGGACGGAGCAGUGGCAAAACACCCCAGUGCUUUGAAUCCUGCAGAAGAGAGGGCACAGGCCCUUGAAGCGUCACAGCUGGAGAUCAAAAGGCUCCAGGCAGAUGUUUUCACUGCAAAGGCUGAGCUUGACAAGGCUAGGCAAGACUUGAAUCGUGCCGUACUGAUUGCAGCAGAGGAGAUCGAAGAGCGUUUGGCAGCAGCAUGGGAAAAGGAACAUUGGAACGAUGUCAAAGAUCUCCAGGCAGAGAGGGACAAGGCUCUUGAGAGAGUUGAUGACGUCGAGGCUGCGAGCCUGGAAGCAAUCCGAGAGGCAGAAACACGUUACAAGGACAUGGUUGAAACUGCUGUCAAGGCUGUGGAAGCAGAAAGCGAAGCUGCUAUCAACUUGGCACAGGUGUCUGCUCGCACAGCUAGGGAAUCUGCUGACGCCUCCAGCAAGACUGCUAGAAACUUGCUUGAAGCGCAGAAAGAAGCUGUUUCGCUGGUCGGUGAUAUCCAACAAAAGGCUGCGGAGGCGCAACUCAUUGCCUCGAGGGCACAAGAAGUUUCUGUGGCUCUUCGUAAGGAGGUGAAGCAACUUCGAGAAGAUCUUCGUUGUGCCCAUGAAGACGCAUCAAAGGCUGCAGAGAGGGCAGGUGCUGCAGAACAGGCUGCACUUCGCCGCGUGUCCGAAGUGGAGCAGGAUGCUGCAGAACGUAUUGCUGCCGUUGAACAAGCAUACAAAACUCUGACGGAGGCUGAGAAGAAGAGUCUGUGUGCCUUGCAGAAGGAGGCCGAACACAUGCAGAGCGAAAACAAGGCGAUGGCGACAGACAUGAAGAGACUGCACUCGGAGCUGUCAGCAAGCGAAGCCAUUGUGGCACAAGCUCAAGCACAGAUGCAGGCUAUGGAACUGAAGCUUCAGGAUAAACUUGAAGCCGUUGGCUCUCUGAAAGGAGGCAAUGUUACAAAGGCUGAGCAGGAUAAAUUGGCUCAAUCGGGCAAGAGAAUUGCAUCUGAGGAGGCCAAGUGGCAGGAGACUGUGGACGAGUUGGCAAGCGUCGAGAAGCUUGUUGCUCGAUCUCAGGCCAGGUCGGAGGAGAGAAUGAACGGCUUCAAAUUCUGUGUCACUUCUGCCGCUCGUGAAAGGGACUACUGGCGGGCCAGAGCUAUCCGCGCAGAGGGCAAUGAAAAGGCCAUGCAGAUGGCGAUGGAAGGUAUGGGCAACGAAGCGAAGAACCGUGGUUUGGAGGCGCGUCGCAUGCUUGCGGCACUCAGCACGUCUGCCCGCAGGCGGCUGUACGCCAUCGGCACAUCCAGCAAGGGCCCCACCGGAGGGGAGACCUCAGAAGUCAUAAACGGCGGAUGGAUGCCGCCAGCAGAGGAACGGGGCCCGCUUGAUUGA
Molecule: messenger RNA, 1743 nt
Organism: Ostreobium quekettii
Lineage: Eukaryota; Viridiplantae; Chlorophyta; Ulvophyceae; Bryopsidales; Ostreobiaceae
Source: the annotation of a GenBank genome assembly